GAAGGGGAAGGGAAGAUCUGGGGCUGGCUGCCAGUGAAGCAUUGCUGAGUGUUAACACUCCAAGGCAUCUCAGAAUGCCCUUAUCAUAGGGAGCCUGAAAGUGUUUGAACUCUGUGACUCUGCAGUCAGGAGCAGUCUUGCAAGGAAAGAGUGUUUACUGAGGAUCUGGAGUAGGGAGAAAACUACAGCCAAGCUGACCAGAAAGACUGGAAUUUCAUCUACCUCUGCCUGUCCCCUCCCCCUCUCUGUCUCCCACUCACUGGAUUUCUUUCUCUGCCAGCCUUUUAAACCAGAGAUUACUGGGUCAGUGACGUUCAUUAUUCUUUUUAUUCUAGUAUGAUCUCGUGUUUGGCCGCCUGGAGAAACGCUGCUACCUGAUUAACAACACUUUAAAGCACUCUGAGGACACAUUCAUCAUUUUGUCAGGCUUAACCAAUGAAUUUCAUAAAAACCCAAGCAUAUUUUCAAAGGCUCCUGUCCAAAUUUCAGUCAAUGGGUUCAUCUUAAUAUAAAACAUGUGGUACAUAUUUACCUGUGGAUAACAUUUUGGUCCUUCAUUGUAUGGUGGAAGUCUGCUGGUGGAGAAAGAGAAGACUUCUGGAACAUUUUCACUGGUGGAAAAGAACUGUCUUUCCCUUAUAAUAUGAAGCCCAUUGAGAAAAGCUGGGUGUUUCUACUGCUGCCUUUAUUACUAAGAGUUGUAUGCGCCUCCUUUAUUAGUGUCAACCUUGGGGUGAAAGUGAUGAAGGGACAGUCUGUCUUCCUGUCAGAAGAUAACCUCAAGUUUUCCAUCCCCAGAGAGAAGGAUGCCUGCAAAGUAGAAGUUGUGAUCAAUGAGCCAAUAACACAGAGGGUUGGGAAACUAACUCCACAGGUUUUUGAUUGUCACUUCCUUCCUGAUGAAGUCAAAUACACCCACAAUGGCUGUCCAAUUUUAGAUGAAGAUGCAGUCAUGCUCAGGCUGUACAGGUUUACAGAAACUGAAACGUUUGUAGAGACAUUCAUCCUUCGUGUGCAGUUACUUGAGCCAGACUGUAACAUCAUCAAAAUGCGUUCCCGUGCCCUGGAGGUCCCUGAGUACUAUGGUCUGUCUAGAGCGAUUGACAAGAACGUCCUCACUUUUGACUAUGACAGGAAGAUAAAUCUGGAUUGCACCAUUUCCAUAGCCUCUUCGGAAACCUACCUGCCUGCUCAUGGGCAGCUCAUUGCUGGGGAAGUGCAGCAAGAGCAGCUCCGUGGGGAUCAGCCACAGAGCUUCUUCCCUGGCCCUAAGAACAGUCUGGGCCAGCAGUGCAGAAAUAAGAGCUGCACACCGGGACUGGGAGUCAUUCACAACACAAAAAUGAGCUGUGAAGAAUUUCUGCGGAUGGGGAUUCGAUAUCAGCAUCUUGACCCUCCCUCACCUGACAAUGACUAUAUUCCUGUGAGGUUGGAUCUCACAGACACCAGAAGCAAAACUCUGCACAAGACUGAGCAUGCAUGGCUUCCUGUUCAGAUUACAGGCGGUGCUCCCAAUCAAAUACCCAAAGCUGUCCCAAUGGCAAAGCUCACCCUGGAAGUGGACCAAUUUAUUUUAACCACCAUUACAACCACAACUGUCGAUGCUGAAGACAAUGAAACUCCAAAGUCCCUACUUGUAUUCAACAUUACCAAGCCACCUCCACGGGGCUUCAUCACGCAUCUAUCUGACCACACAAAACCUGUUGGCUCCUUCACAUGGAAAGAUCUCAGUGACAUGCUCAUUGCUUAUCAGCCUCCAAAUGUCAGCCACACAGAGAGGAGGAAUUAUGAGGUGGAGUUUGAGGUUCAUGACUUCUACUUUGAAAGGAGUUUACCAAUCACUGUGCAUCUUUCCAUCAGAACAACAGAUACAAAUGCUCCUCGGGUUUCAUGGAACACAGGCCUCAAUCUCUUGGAAGGACAAUCCAGACCGAUCACAUGGCAACACUUUCAAAUUGUAGAUGAUGACAUCCAGAGUGUUCGCUUAGUUACAGUUGAUGGCUUACAGCAUGGGAGGCUCACAGUGAGAGGAGGGAAAGGAUUCAUAUUCACAGUCUCUGACAUUCAGGCUGGAGUCGUUCACUACCAUCAUGAUGACAGUGAUUCUACUAAGGAUUUUGUGGUAUUUAGGAUUUUUGAUGGCUGCCACAGUAUUCGCCAUAAGUUUCCAAUCAAUAUCCUCCCUAAAGAUGACAGCCCUCCAUUUCUUAUCAGCAAUGUGGUCAUAGAAGUUCAUGAGGGACAGAUGAUCCUGAUUCAGAGCUCUAUGCUUCAUGCAUCUGACAUGGAUUCCAGUGAUGAUUACAUACUAUUCAAUAUUACCAAGCCACCACAGGCUGGAGAAAUCAUGAAGAAACCAGGACCAAACCUGAUGGGGUAUUCUGUCAGCAGUUUUCUUCAGAAGGAUUUAUUUGAUGGAAUAAUGUAUUAUCAUCACUUGGGAGGAGAAGUAUUUGAAGAUUACCUUGAGUUUGUGCUGUGUGAUAGCCAUGAACCCCCCAAUCUCUCAGAUCCACAGGUGAUGGUGGUGCACAUAAUCCCUGUGGAUGAUCAACUGCCCAGAGAAGCCCCGGGCGUGACCCGUCACCUGAUUGUUAAGGAGACUGAGAUUGCUCACCUAACUAAGAAACAUCUCUACUUCUUAGAUGUGGAAGAUCAGGACAGGGAACUCACAUACACCAUAACCACUUCCCCAUUUUUCUCUUGCACACAUGGCCACUCAGAUGCUGGGAAGCUCUUUAUGGUGGACACCAUCCCCAAACUAGUCAAGGACCCUGCUGCUCUUGCACUGCGGUCCUUUGCUCAGCAUGCUGUGAACUAUAUGAAAAUUGCUUACAUGCCACCGCUGCAGGACAUCGGGCCUGAACCUCAGCAUGUCCAGUUUAUUUUUUCUGUCAGCAAUCAGCAUGGUGGCACUUUGCAUGGGAUAUGCUUCAAUAUUACAAUUCUUCCUGUGGACAAUCAAGCACCAGAGGUUUAUACAAACCAUUUAAGAGUGGAAGAGGGUGGCCUGAGCCCUGUCACAGAGGAACACAUUCUCAUUUCUGAUGUGGACACAAAACAGGAGCAUCUCCUCCUCCUCCUGCAGAGACAGCCUCAGCAUGGGACGUUGGAACUGGAUGGCAUUCCUGUCAAUGAGGGCGACAGGCUUUCCUGUGGGGAUCUGCGUACCCUGGCAGUUAGUUAUCGGCACAAUGGCUCUGAGACUCUCACUGAUGAUAUCCUCUUUGCAGCUACAGAUGGCAUCCACUUUGUAGAGUUCAUUCUGCAGGUCAAGGUGCUGCCUGUGAAUGAUGAGCCACCUGUUAUACAGACAGGCCUUGUUCCUGUGCUCCACUGCCUAGAGGGUGAAGAAGUGGUCCUCUCCUCAGAGUACAUCUAUGCCACAGAUGCAGACAGUGAUGACAUGAAACUGAUGUUUACUCUGGCUCGCCAGCCCUAUCAUGGGCUGGUGAGGAAAGCUGGCAUUGCUGUGGAUCGGUUCACCCAAGCUGAUGUAAUCUCUGGUUUAGUCACAUAUAAGCACACCAGUGGGGAGAUUGGCCUGACUCCUUCCAUUGAGAUCUUAACCUUCAUUGUCUCUGACAGUGAGGCUGGCAUAGAUGUGAAAGACUGCUGUUAUGAUGGACCUCUUUCUCCUCCAGUUCCGCUUCAAGAUCCAUUUCCAGUAUAUGACCUUAACAUUACUGUACUUCCAGUGGACAACCAGCCUCCAUCAAUUGCAACUGGUGCAAGGUUUGUGGUGGAGGAGGGCUCCUCAGCAGCCCUUACCACAAACCAUUUGCUUGCCACUGACCCUGACACCACUGCAGAUGACUUAGAGUUUGUCUUGGUUUCUCCUCCUCAGUUUGGUUACAUUGAAAAUAUACUGCCUUCUCCUGGGUUUGAGAAGAGCAACAUUGGUAUAAGUAUAGCUUCGUUUCAGCUGAAGCACCUGAAAGCUCUGAAUAUAAACUAUGUACAAGCCAGGCAUGAGCAAAUGGAACCGACAGCAGACCACUUUGUGCUUUAUGUCACUGAUGGGCUGCAUCGCUCCGCAAAGACUCCAUUUUAUGUGCUGAUCAACCCAACCAAUGAUGAAGUCCCGGAAUUCAUAGCAGGAAAUAUUACUGUUCAAGAAGGGGAGAUGAAAGAGCUGGAUCUUUCUGUUAUCAAUGCAGUUGAUCUGGAUGUGCCUCAAGACCAUUUGGUAUUUGGGGUUGUACAGAGGCCUCUGUACGGGUUCCUUAUUAAUGGAGUUCAUGGCAAAGAUAUUCUAUACUACAGACAGUUAAUCAACCAUGACCACCACAGCCAUGAGUUGCUUGUUCAUGACUUUUCCAUGGAGCUACUGAAGAAUGGAAUGAAGCUGAUGUACAUGCAUGACAAUUCCGAAAACCUCACUGACAGCUUUAGAAUCCAGUUAUCAGAUGGGAAACAUAAAGUCAUCAGAACCAUUUCAGUAAAGGUCAUUCCAGUUAAUGAUGAGAAACCAGUGCUGAGCAAAAAGGAUGAUAUAGAGGUGAACAUGGGCGAAACUCGAAUAAUUUCCAGUGCUGUUCUGUCUGCAGAAGAUAAAGACACCCCCAGGGAGAGAAUUUAUUAUAUAUUUGAAAGACUUCCAGAAAACGGUCAGCUUCAGCUCAAGGUAGGCCAAAGCUGGAUAAGUCUCCAAAAUGGAAUGAAGUGCAGUCAGGAAGACCUGGAUAUGAACCUUGUGAGAUAUGUCCAUAUGGGAACUAUAGGCUCAAAGAACCAAGACAGCUUUACAUUUUAUCUGUGGGACGGGUACAACAGGUCCCCAGGUGUGGAGUUCUACAUAAAUAUCAAGGACAUGGAAAAGGGAGACAUUGCUGUUUUUAUAAAGCCUCUUACAGUGCCAAAAGGGGAUCAGGGCUACAUUACAACCGACGUCCUCCUUGCACUGGAUGGUACUGACAUGCCAGAGGAACUUCUGUAUGUGAUAACCUCCCCACCCCAGUAUGGACAAAUAGAGUAUGUCAGCUAUCCUGGCAUCCCCAUUACAAGCUUCAGUCAAAUGGAUGUAGUAAGACAGAUAGUUUGCUAUGUUCACAAUACAAAGGCAGUUGUUCCUGAAGAUACAUUCAGAUUCAUCAUCAGCAAUGGAAUAAGGACUAAGCACGGGACAUUCAAGAUCUCCUUGGAGGCAGUCGACCAAGCUUUACCCACACUGUCUAGGAACAUGGGGUUAAGAUUAGUGGAAGGCACUAUGGCACUCCUUUCUCCUGACCUCCUGCAGCUUUCAGACCCAGACACUGCCAAAGAAAACCUUACCUUCCUCUUGGCUCAGCUGCCCCAAUACGGUCAUCUCUAUUACCGAGGGGUUGUGCUACUGCAGCACAAUUUCACCCAGCAAGAUGUGGACAACAGGGAUGUUGCAUACAAGCACGGAGGUGGGGAUUCCCAGAUUGACAGAUUUACAUUUGUGGCAACAGAUAGGACAAAUCAAGGAUUCAUCGUGAAAGGGAGGGUGCAGAGUGAGCCAGUGGCAUUCAUCAUUCAGGCAAGUGUGACUACAGGCUUACUUAAAAGAGGUACAUAGCAUGGUAAGGUGGAUCAUUUGGACAAAAUGGCACCAAAAAUUAUUCACCUCCAUUGCUCUUCUGAUGUGGAACUGCUGAAGAAUGGCAAUUAUGGGAUCUACAUUACUGCCAGGUCCCUGAAGGCAUCUGACCCCAAUACAGAGGAUGACAAAAUAAUAUUCAAGAUUUUACAAGGUCCUCGUUAUGGCUACCUGGAAAACAUAACAACAGGUGGAUUUAUUCAGGAAAGUUUUAGCCAGAAAGAUUUAAACAGCAAAAUCAUACUUUAUGUCAUCAACCCAUUGUGGGAAGUGAAUGCAGACGACUUGGAGUUUCAAGUCACAGAUGCCAGUGGAAACUCAGCAGUGCCCCAAAGGCUGGAGCUACGGUGGUCUCGGAUUGAAAUGCAACAGACUGAAUAUGAAGUGUGUGAGACCAUGGGAGUGGUGUCUCUGAAAAUCACCAGGGCUGGACACUCCGCAGAGUCUGCCUUUGUGGAUGUGAAGGUGAACGAAGUAUCUGCUGUUCUGGGACAGGACUUUACAGUAACUUCCUCCAAGCUUGUUCAGUUUGAUCCAGGAAUGUCAACCAAGACAUGGAAUAUAGCAAUUACCUAUGACGGAUUAGAGGAAGAUGAUGAAGUCUUUGAAGUAGUUCUAAACUCCCCUGUGAAUGCUGUUCUUGGCACCCAGACAAAAGCUGUAGUGAAAAUUUUGGACUCAAAAGGAGGUCAGUGCAGCUAUUCCCAUUCUUCUGGCCAAAGCAAGCAUGACUACUGGGGGAAAGGCACACUGUUUCCAGUUUCCUCGGGCUCUUCAUCACUUCCCAGGCCUGGCAAUGCUCCCUUGGAAAGGAUCCCACUGCUUCCUUCAAAAAGGAUAAGAGAGAAUGGAGGGGACCCACAGCAGGAACACAGCUUGGUGAAUCAGAAAAGGACCAGGCUGAGAGUGACUGGAAAUGGCAGAAUAGUUCAUCCUUCAUCUGUAUUUAGAAAUGGAACUGACGUGGUUUUCAAACAUCACGGGAUGGUAUCACUCAAAAUAGAGGAUGACACCUCAUCAGCUAAAGCAAACAAGAAAUCUCAAGUGUCAGUAAUUAACCAAGCACAGUCACAGAUAAAUGUCAUCUCCUCUAGGAGCACAGAAAUCCCACAAGCUGAUAAGGCAGAACUGGCAUCUGGACCAAGCUCAAGACAUCAGGACUUCUACUCUUUCCCAAAGGCCUGUACAGAAGAUUUAAAGGGGCUCUUGCAUUAUGAAGAAAGCACUCAAAAGUUAUUUCAGUGUGAUGGGAUAAUAUGGCAAUUCUGGAAUUCCCAAAGCAAGGAGGUAAGCACGAAGAAAUGUCCCCCUGGAUGGAGCCAUCACAAGGGCAGCUGCUACUUGCUGGUAGUGAAUCAGAAGGUCACCUGGAACACUGCUGCUCGGGCUUGCAGAGAACGAUACCUUGGGACUCUAGCCAGCGUGGCUAAUGAACAAAACAUGCAGUGGCUGUGGGACUUCAGUGGGAGAAGGCCCUUUUGGAUAGGCUUGAGUGACCAAGUCAAUCCUGGACAUUGGGAGUGGAACGGAGGAGAACCUGUAACCUACAUGAACUGGAGGAGAGGCUCCUACCACUCUCCAAAGAAAGGAAGAAAUUGUGUAUUGGUGCAGAAGCAAGGAAAAUGGCAAGCAACUGACUGCAGGAAGGUCAAACGGAAGAGCUAUAUAUGUUCAAGAAAGCUGUAAAGAACAUAGGAUCCUUGUAAAAGCGUGCAGACAUUCAUGUUGUUUCAGCUUUACUUAUCUUCAGAAAUGUAAGGGUGUGCAGUCAGAAAACUGUCCUAAUUAUCAGUAGGAUUCAUUUUAUAUGCUACCAGUGGCACAGAUGCAUGGAACUCUAACCCAAGGAAUAGAGGUCAG
Messenger RNA from Pezoporus flaviventris, 7423 nucleotides. It is a transcript of the gene FREM1, whose product is annotated as FRAS1 related extracellular matrix 1. Gene Ontology annotation, cellular component: membrane. The record is from RefSeq and is a predicted model, not a curated record. Gene Ontology annotation, biological process: cell communication. NCBI's taxonomy places the organism in Eukaryota, Metazoa, Chordata, Aves, Psittaciformes, Psittacidae. The transcript has 37 exons.